Adineta ricciae is the source of this 1110-nucleotide messenger RNA. NCBI's taxonomy places the organism in Eukaryota, Metazoa, Rotifera, Eurotatoria, Adinetida, Adinetidae. The record is from the annotation of a GenBank genome assembly.
AUGGUGAAACUCACAGCGGAACUAAUUGCCAAACAAACGCCCGGUCAUAAUAAACGACGUGCUGAUGAAUCUGUUGAACAUUAUCUUGCUCGACUAACACAUUUGCCAUUUCAAGAUCGAAAUAUCGAUUCAAUAGAAUCCAUACCCCCUUGUCGUCUGUUAACAGUGAUUUAUCUGUAUGACAAUGCACUGACUAAGAUUGAGAAUUUAAACUUCGCGGAAAAUCUGACGCAUCUGUAUCUACAGAAUAAUCGUUUACAAAAGUUAGAAAAUCUUGAUUGUUGUGCAAAAUUACAAAAAUUAUACCUUGGUGGAAAUCAAAUUCAAGUCCUCGAAGGACUUGACAAGAAUCUUCAGAUUAAAGAGAUAUAUAUCGAAAAUCAACGGUUACCUGAAGGCGAAAAGCUCGUUUUCGAACCACGAACUCUCCACUGUCUAUCUCAAGGUCUUGAAAUUCUCAAUGUUAGUGGCAAUAAUCUUGAUUCGUUAACAGAAUUAAGUUGUCUAGACAAACUACAAGAAUUAUCUGCAAGCAAUAAUCGAUUGGAAAAUCUUCGUGAACUUGUUGAACUAUUAAGUAUAUGGCCACGUUUAAAACGACUAGACACUAAUCGGAAUCCGCUCUGCUCAAAAGGACGUUAUCGCGAAAGAUUAAUCGUUGCAUCCACCACUUUGGAAAUGCUUGACGGUAAACAAAUAACAGACAAUUCUCGACAAUUUCUAACCAGUUGGAAAGCAUCACGCGAAGCCGUACAGACUCGUGAACGGUCACGACCGGAUUUUGAUAAUCCAUCAGCAGCUUAUUCGAGUCAUCGUGUCUCCGUGACUCUUCCAUCAAUUGGUACUACUGUGACGCGAGCGCAAUCAAUGACCAUACAUCAAAUGCCAGAACCACGUCGUCAAGGUUUCAUGUCUGAAAGUAGUUCUGCUAAGAAGAGUCAAUUUCAAAUAUCAUUCGGACAGAAUGGUCACCGAAAAUUAACUGCCGGUUCAAAUCGAACGCCUAGUUUUCAUUCAUCUCAAAACUCGAAUCAUCCCGAGCUAACAAUAUCCAGUCACGGCCGAAUGUUCACUGCUCACGGUUCAACAGCUCAACCGGCGUUGAAAUAA